UCGUCACGUGGGUUCGACUGGCCGGUGAGUCUCGAGUCCAGGAAUUUCCCGGUGAAAAACCGUCUCGAGCUGCGCUUCCUUCUGCUUUUCGCUUUCUUCUGAUUUUUUAUCCUCUCGUUUCUACGUUCUACACGACACAACUUGGUUUAUAAGACCUUCAGUGUGUGAUUUAAAGCGUUAGGAACUCGGUACAUAGUUAGAGAGUGGGCCAACAGUUCUUUGUUGGACGGGGCGGGAGAUUUAAACGUUAAACCCGACGGCGUCGUUGUCCCCACCGUACCCCGGAUGCCAUGGCUUCAGGCCCCCAGUAACCCUGCGCCGAGGACCCUGCCGGAAAGUGCCGCUAUGCUGCUCUCCCGGGCCCCGCAAAUCGUCGCGGCGCACGUACAGAACUUCAAGGUGCACGUGGACGGGGGAGACUCGGGGAGGAAGAAGGACGGAGACGGAAGCGGGAACAACAAAGACGCAGGGAGUAACAGUAAGAAGGUGCAGGUGGAGGUGCCAGCCACCAUCGCGGACUCGGAAUCCGGCAAGACAUACAACAGGCUCCGUCUGCUGGGGAGGGGUGGCUUCGCAAAGUGCUAUGAGCUGAGAGACACGUCCACUAACGUGCUGUUUGCGGGGAAGGUCAUCCCCAAGACUCGGGUCGCCAAACCGGCACAGAGAGAAAAGAUUGACCGCGAGGUGGCGCUUCACCGCACGCUGAUACACCGCCAUGUUGUCGCGUUCCACCACAGUUUUGAGGACGAACAGAACAUCUACAUCAUUCUGGAGAACUGCAACAGAAAGUGUUUGGCCAACAUCAUCCGCCACCGCAAGACCCUAACGGAGCCCGAGGUCCGGUAUUACCUGCGCCAGGUGGCCGAGGGUGUGAAGUACCUGCAUGGCCUGGGGAUCGUGCAUCGCGACCUGAAGCUCGGGAACUUCUUCCUGACGGAGAACAUGGACGUGAAGAUCGGAGACUUCGGGCUGGCGACUAACGCCGCGGAGGAGGGCGAGGACAGGAAAAGAACCAUCUGUGGCACGCCGAACUACAUCGCUCCGGAGGUUCUGCAGAAGAAGGGCCACGGGUACGCCGCUGACAUGUGGGCCUUGGGGUGUGCCAUUUACACCAUGCUGGCCGGCAGGCCUCCUUUCGAGACGGCGUCCCUGAAGACCACGUACGCGCGCAUCCUGGAGGGGCAUUACGUCAUGCCUACGCGCCUGGUGACGUCAUCCAAGGCGCUCCUGCGCGCACUGCUCUGUAAGGACCCCCUGCAGAGACUGACCUUAGACGGGGUCACAGAACACGACUUCUUAACCAAGGAGUUCGUCCCGACCCGACUGCCUCACACAGCCUGUACAGUAGAGCCCAGAUUCCCCACCAAACCCGUCACUCCCAAACUGGCGACAACGCAAAGGUGCAACGCCUUCAACAAGAAGACCAAAACACCAUCCUCCACUGUGACGACAACCACAACCCCUAGGCCUGCGGCGAAAGACAAGGAGGCCACCCCUAAAGUGGAGAAGACAGAAAGAGAUGGGACUCGACUGAACAGAGUGGCGGCUGCGUUUUCCAACAUGUCAGUCACACCUAGCAGAGGGCGGACAGCCUCCAACGAUGCUGACGACGACGUAAAAGAACCUCAGAAUGCAGAUGACGGCGAACAGUCUCCUACUGUUACAACACCUAAGUCUGACGCAGGAGUUGACGUCAAGCGCGCCAUCCAAUCAGCAGUCGCCACGUUUGCCGUCCCGGCAUCCCCACGCCCGUUUGACUCCUCUACAACUGUCACUGCAGGAGCUGCUGUGGGGUCCCGCUGUGACCGCUGGGCCACCAGGAAGAUGCUUCAGGCGCUCGCCACCUGUGUCGACAACAUGCCAACUGGAAUAUCGCAGGAUUUCUACAGGCGCCUGGUCAGAGAGGAGGUCAGCCUAGGAGAGUGGCUCUGCAGCGUGUGCCGGGCGACAGGAGAGGUGGCCCAAGAUGAGGAGGAGACGAUGGAUUUGAGCUUGGGGGACGGACUGCCUGGCGGAUCCGGAGCGGAAGAGGAGAUGGAGGCGCCGGAAGAUGAAGCCGAGGUCCCCCGUGAACCCACGAGUCCCAUCCCGAUGCCUCGUGUGGUCCUGGAGGAUUCCAUCGGCGACUUGAGCGUGGAGGAGGACCUUCCUGUCGGAGCAGAGCGCGACGUCACCUUCAGCUUGGUCAAGAAGGGCACGAAGCGAGGUGCAGAUAAGCUGACAGACAGCUUGGGCUUCGCCUACACGGUCAGGAAGAGGAAAGUAACUGUGACAUACUGGGAGUGUGAGAAGCGGCCUAAGGAAGAAGUGUUUUGCGGAUUUCGGGAUAACCAGAGGCCGCCGCAGUGGUCUGGUCCCCGGGGCAAGGUGACGUGGGUGCCGAAGUGGGUAGACUACUCCAACCGGUACGGGUUCGGCUACCAGCUGUCCGAUAACUCUGUAGGGCUGCUCAUGAACGACGCCAGCCUCAUCACACUCUGUCCGGACAAAAGGACGAUGCAGUACUACCCCGCGCAGUCAGGCGGACGCACCGCCAUCUUUACUGCCGCUACUGCGCCUGCGCACCUGACGACAGCGCUGACGCUGUUGGACUACUUCACACGUUACAUGGAGGACAGACUCAUCAAUGGCGGAGACAUGCCCCACAGCAGCGUGGUCUCGCGAGACUUCAAUGUGGAACGUGUGCCUUACGUCACCAGAUGGUUCCGUACCGACCGCGCCAUCGUCAUGCUUCUCAGCUGUAACACCUUACAGAUCAACUUUAUGGAGGACCACGUGAAGGUGAUCCUGACCUGUAGUGACCCCGAGGAUUACGUCAUGACCUACAUCAACCAGCAGCGCAUGAGCAGUACGUACCGCCUGGUGACGCUUGCGCACUCGGGCUGCCCGGCGGAGAUGCGGGAACGGAUGACGUACGCACGCGCCAUGCUCAGGAAGGUCGUCAACAUGGAGAGACUGCUGUAACCAUGGAAACGGGGCGUCGCAUAGCAACAGAGUCUUACAAACAUGUCCAGAAUGACACUUUGUGUUGUCCACAUGGAUGGACUCUUGUAACCAUGGAAACGGAGCGUCACUUAGCAACACUAGUAGACUAUGAUGAUUGUGUCCGGAGAGACAAGGUGUUGUGGAGAGCUUCUUGUAACCAAGGAAACGGGGUGUCGCAUAGCAACAGACUGUUGUAUAAUCAUAUUGUCCGAUCAGAUGAGAGGUUCGACUAGUUUUGAGCGUCGCAAGAGGCGCGAUUUUCCACAUGGUUCUGUAGAACAAGACUUGUGAAAAUGAACCGAUACACACCUAACAUCUGCUUGGAGAUAUCCUACGGUGCAAUGAAAGGAUGAAAAGCAAUGUAUAAAGAUUAACUGCAUUGAGAAAUUUUGUGACAAUGAUGAGGAUAACAUGGCGAAAGGAACAGAUUUAUUUACCAUUCCCACGGAAGUGCAAAAUGUAACGUUUCUCGAAUUGUUGCUAACUGAUACGUCGAAACUGACUAACAUGCAAAUACAAAGUCGCUCUAAGAUGAAUGCACUUUUGACAAUCUGAGCUGCUAGUUCUGUACAGUAUUUUCAAUACAUAGUUGUCGAAACCUUAGAGUAUUAUGCGACCUUAAAAAGUGCCUUCAGAAUAUUAAAAGGACAAUCUACUUGAUAGUGUGUGUUAAGAAGAAAUGACGUGAAAGGAAAUUGGAUAUAACGUCGCGUAAAAUUGUGUUGCAAUAAUGUGAUUUUGACAAUCAGAUCUUGAUGCUGCAAUUUCGAUACGAGUCGCCAGAUGGCGCGACUGAGCUAUUAGAAGCGAAUCCGCCACUUGUGUUGGUCCGUACGUGCAAUGUUGCCACAAUGUUGUCUAACUUAUUUAUUACAGUCUCUAAAGAAUAACGAAAAAAAUAUGGCAGCAAGUACAAGUUCCUGUCCACUUCUUGUGGAAGUUGUUACCUGUUCUUAGCUAUUAUCAAUGCACCUACUCGUGUUUAUAGGUUAAUGAAUGUGAGAAAUAAAAGUUGAUAUU
Messenger RNA from Branchiostoma floridae (Florida lancelet), 4005 nucleotides. RefSeq names its product serine/threonine-protein kinase PLK2-like. Bases 286 to 2964 code for a protein of 892 amino acids. Lineage: Eukaryota; Metazoa; Chordata; Leptocardii; Amphioxiformes; Branchiostomatidae. Gene Ontology annotation, cellular component: spindle pole; nucleus; centrosome. The transcript has 16 exons. The record is from RefSeq and is a predicted model, not a curated record. Gene Ontology annotation, molecular function: protein binding; protein serine/threonine kinase activity; ATP binding. Gene Ontology annotation, biological process: mitotic cell cycle; protein phosphorylation; regulation of cytokinesis.